Messenger RNA from Saprolegnia diclina VS20, 1120 nucleotides. RefSeq lists its product as hypothetical. NCBI's taxonomy places the organism in Eukaryota, Oomycota, Saprolegniomycetes, Saprolegniales, Saprolegniaceae. Bases 45 to 1085 code for a protein of 346 amino acids. The transcript is spliced from 4 exons. The record is from RefSeq and is a predicted model, not a curated record. Gene Ontology annotation, molecular function: dioxygenase activity.
CUGCCACCGGCACCACGGUCGACUGAGAGCACUCUUGAAUCCUCAUGCUCGCACGAACGCCCCUGCUCCGGGCGCUUGGCCGCCAGACGCGGCGCCAUGCGUCGUCUCUGUCGCUGCCGAUCAUCGACCUCAGCGACGAAGCAACAACCGUCGCUGCCUUGGACGACGCCUUCUCGACGUUUGGCUGCUGCUACAUCAAAGGUCAUGGCAUCAACCUCGAGAAGGAAACGCAUGUCAUGAAGGCAGCGCACGAAGUCUUCCGCAUGCCGGCCGAGGCCAAGAAGCUCUGCGAGCGCCCGAGCCUCGGCAACGGCUUCAUUCGCGGCCACAUUGGUCUUGGCGGCGAAAGCGGGAGCGAACUCAUCGAAGUCAAGGAGGCUUUUUCGUACGGCUACGAAUGGCCGGCGGACGUUGCGCCGACCAACCCCCUCCAGGGUCCCAACGUGUGGCCGCCCUCGACUGCGCUCGAUGUGACGCACCAGCGCACGCUGCAGUCGUAUUUCACCGACCUCACGAACAUCUCGACGACGCUGACGCGCAACAUGUCUCUUGCGCUUGGGCAGUCGGCGUCGUACUUUGGCGACUACGCCAAAGAAGGCGACACGAUCUCGAUCAUGCGCGCGUUUCACUACUUCCCCUACGACAAGCUGCGACGCAAUGCGUCCGACACCAACUUUGUCGGGUCGAGUCCGCACACGGACUGGGGCUUUCUGACGCUGAUUUUGCAAGACCCGACCGGCGGCCUCCAGUUUCUGCAUGAGAACGAGUGGAUCGACGUGCCGUACAUCCCCGGCACGAUCGUCGUCAACGGCGGCGACUACCUCUCGCUCCUCACCAAAGGCAAGUGGGUCUCGCCGAUCCAUCGCGUUGUGAGCGAACACACGUCCGACGAGCGCUACUCGAUGGUGUUCUUCUACUACCCCGACUACGACGCGCGUAUUCCCAAGCCCCAAGGCGUCAAGCAGACUGCGACCGCCAUUGCGUCGACGCUCAACACGCUCGUGGAUGGAUCGCUCGACCUCGAGAAAACGUCGUUCGGCGAGUACAUUGCGUCCAAAUGGGCCAACGUCCAGCGCUCGACCUAAGCUUCUCAAUGCAUCUCGAAAGUAUCUGUCUUCUC